This is a messenger RNA of Carassius auratus (goldfish), 884 nucleotides long. RefSeq names its product collagen alpha-1(XII) chain-like. Gene Ontology annotation, cellular component: extracellular matrix. The transcript has 3 exons. The coding region runs from base 49 to 447 and encodes 132 amino acids. NCBI's taxonomy places the organism in Eukaryota, Metazoa, Chordata, Actinopteri, Cypriniformes, Cyprinidae. The record is from RefSeq and is a predicted model, not a curated record.
GUAGCCAAUAAGCCUCUUGGCAUUGGAGCCCCUGGAACUCCAGGACUCAUGGGACCACCUGGACCACCAGGACCAGCAGGUCCUGCUGGAGAAGCAGGACCCAGAGGUCUCAUGGGGCACAAGGGGCAUCAAGGAUACUACGGUCUUCCUGGAAAACCUGGAGCCAAAGGUGAUGCAGGACUAAAAGGUGACAAGGGAGAUAAUGGAAUUGGAAUUCCAGGAAUUCCCGGAGAACCCGGACCUCAAGGAGCAGCUGGCAAGCCUGGCAUCGGUAAGGACGGUCAGGAUGGGGUCAGAGGAGAGGCCGGUGUGCCUGGGACCCCGGGAACCCCUGGAGCCAGAGGACCUCCGGGCGCCCCUGGUCUUUGUGAUCCUUCACACUGCUUUAGGCCUCAGCCUCUUUACAUGGUUGGCGGGAAGAAGUCUAUCAACUUCAAGGGUCCAUGAACAGAAAGAAAGAAACCUUCUAGAAAUCUUCAUCACAGAAAUCAUCAGCCAGUUCAUUUCUGAAACUUCGAAUGGUGAGCAGACGGUGAGAGAAACAAAGGUGACAGAUGUAUAGAGACAUACGGAUGCAGCUCCUGAUGGUGGAUCCAAUUCACAUUCUUUUGUUGUACCUUGUACAUAAACUAGAAGUAAAUGUGUUUGUUCUUUCAGAUGGUUUACAGUAAAUCGCAGAUUAAUAAAUUAAUUGGAAAUUGAUGUUUCAGUUCCUGGGCCACAAACUGGUAUAAUCGAAAAUUUCCAGACCACUACAUGCCAUAGAAUAAAAAUUCUGCAAGUGUUUAUUUUUUUUAUUUUUUUUUACAUAUAUAUUUUUUUCAUCAAAUGUGAUUGUAAAGACCAAUUUUAGACAUGGUGCCAGACAUUAAGCUAUGCCAACA